Molecule: messenger RNA, 2299 nt
Organism: Daktulosphaira vitifoliae (grape phylloxera)
Lineage: Eukaryota; Metazoa; Arthropoda; Insecta; Hemiptera; Phylloxeridae
Gene: SCCRO3
Product: DCN1-like protein 3
Exons: 5
Coding region: 292-1251 (319 amino acids)
Biological process (GO): protein neddylation; positive regulation of ubiquitin-protein transferase activity
Cellular component (GO): ubiquitin ligase complex
Molecular function (GO): ubiquitin-like protein binding; ubiquitin conjugating enzyme binding; cullin family protein binding
Source: RefSeq, a predicted model, not a curated record
GUGAAUCGUAAUGUUCUUUGAAGUCCAAUUAAUAAUAAUUAUCGAAAAUGAAAAAAUAAGUCAUAGAUAGAAAUAAAGUAUUUAUUUCUAAAAAUUUUACAAUUAGUAAUUAAGUUACUUCUAUGGUAAAUAUUAAGUACUACGGUUUAUUUUGAUUUAUAAUGAUUAGUUUAUUUUAUAUAAGAAUCAUUAAAAAAUGAUCAGUUGGAAUCUGCAUGAAAGGUUUCGAAAAAUUAUUAAAAAAUAACACAUGUAUUCAAAAACUUCAAUUAUUUGCUCUGCUUUCAAUCAAUGGGAACUUGUUUUACAUGUUUACGCUCUAAGAGUAUUACCAGACCAACAACACAUUGUAGUAGUUUUAAUGAUUGUGAUAAUGUUAUAGAUAAACGAGUUACAGGUACAGUCUUUUUGAGUUUUUCAAUUACUAAGCCAAGUUGUAAUGAAAUAGUUUCCCCUGUGAUAUCCAUGAAUAAUGGGGCACAUAAUGUCCCAAGUAUUGCAGCAGAUAGCAAUGAUAACUGUAGUAUUUUUCGUUCCUCAUUUACUUGUACUUUGACAUCAACACUUAACAAAACCAAUAUGCGUUUAAAUAAUUUUGCUGCUAAGAGCUUUCAGUCAAGGGUUCAAAAAUUAUUUGAUUGCUACAAAGAUUCUGUUGAAGAUUUAAUAUUAAUUGAUGGAAUUGAAAGAUUAUGUAGUGAUUUACAAAUGUCUCCUGAAGAAUUUCGUAUUCUUGUAUUGGCAUGGAAAUGUGAUGCCCAUCAAAUGUGUAGAUUUACACGAACAGAGUUUAUAAAUGGUUGUAGUUCACUACAAGUAGACACAAUACCGUUGAUGAAAAUAAAAUUAACUGAAAUGACCAAUGAUCUCAACUAUAAUAAUGAAGAGUUCAAAAGUUUAUAUAGAUUUACAUUCAAAUUUGGCUUAGAUAAUGUUGUGGGGCAACGAAUUUUACCAGUUGAUACAGCCAUUGUAUUGUGGCAACUAGUUUUCAGUAAACGCAAACCAGCAAUACUUCAACGUUGGCUUACCUUUUUGGAAACUCAAGAUAAUAUUAGAGGCAUUCCUAAAGAUACUUGGAAUAUGUUUUUAAAUUUUGCAGAAUCAGUCUUUAAUGGUGACUUAUCGAAUUAUGAUGAUACUGAAGCUUGGCCAAGCAUAUUUGAUGACUUUGUUGAAUAUGAAAAUGAUCAAGCUAAUCAAAAUAUCAGUGAUAAGGGGAUUGUAAAGAAAAAUAAUGAUAUUUCUUAGAAAAAAAAUUAUCAAAAUGAAUAUUAUUUUGUUUAAUUUUUUUUUUUGCAAUAUGUGAAUAAGAAAUUUUUUUUUACUUUUAUAAUCUGAUUAAAAAUAAAUUAUCAAAUUUAACUACACUUUUAUUGGCCAAGGAAAAAUAAUUUUCUGUUUAAAGUUGAAGUUAUACAAAUAUCUUUCAAUAACCAUCUCAAUUUUGAGUACAUAUUUGACUAAUUAUAAUUUAUUUUGGGUUCUUUUGACAAAACCUGCUUAUCAAAAUUAGCUUGUAUAAUAUUAAGUAAUUAUUAAAAUUUUAUUUUGUUAAAUAAGACGAGGUCAAUUUAUUAUAUAUUAUGAGUAUUAAAUUAAAUGAUUAAGGUUCCAUGCUUAUAGUUUAGUAAGGUGAUAUUAUUAUAUUUUUAACUUUUAUGUCUGUGUUCAGUUAAAAUUAAAUUUUUUAAAACUUCUCAUGUGUAAUAUUAUUAAAAAUAUAUUUUAAGAAAGAGAUUUGUAUUGACAAAAAUUAUAUUUUUUUAAAUUAAAAAAAAAUAUUAAAAACAACAUUGACUAUAUUUUAACAUUGAUAGCAUAUACUAAAAUUUUUAAGUAAGAAAAAGACUAAAAAUGAUAGUCAACAAAAUCCCUGUGAUAUUUUCAUGUAUGGAUUACUACUACCAUUGCAUAAAUUUUGUUAAAGUUGUGUGAUUAUUUUCCUUUACUUUAAAUAAUAAGUAAUGUUAAUUAUAAUGAUUUUCACCAGUUAUGUUGUACUGUAUAUACUUUACUUAAAUUAUUACAUAUAGUAACCAUACCUUAUGUAAAUAUUUUUGUAAUAAUAUAUACAUUUAAUUUAUUAUAAUUGUAUGGUAUGUAUAAAAUAUUAUUUAUUUCUAUAGUUUUUAAUUUAAAUUUCUUUUAGACUCGUAUUAAUAUUGAGUUACAUAAUAAAUGUGCAUAGUAAAAUAGUCAAGUGAGGUUCAUUAUUGGAAUAUACUGUAAUUAUCUGUGUAUAAUGUUUAUAUCAUGAAUAUUCUAGAAUAAUAGAAGUUCUAAACUUUAUUUAAUA